Molecule: messenger RNA, 1289 nt
Organism: Phlebotomus papatasi
Lineage: Eukaryota; Metazoa; Arthropoda; Insecta; Diptera; Psychodidae
Product: U3 small nucleolar ribonucleoprotein protein MPP10
Exons: 2
Coding region: 31-1242 (403 amino acids)
Biological process (GO): rRNA processing
Cellular component (GO): sno(s)RNA-containing ribonucleoprotein complex; small-subunit processome; nucleus
Source: RefSeq, a predicted model, not a curated record
CCUCGCGCAUCCAAAAUAAAAACACGUGCAAUGGAUUUAGAAGGAGUGGAAAAUCUUUUAAAAAUCCUCGAUAAAAUCACUAAAAACAAAUCUAAUUUUAUCAAAGGAAAACAGCAAGAUUACGAUAAAUUGCUGAGCUCUGUGAAGGAUUUGACGGAUUUAUCCAUUGAAGGGGGAAAAUUACUGAGUCUGGUGGUGGAAAAUCUGGACCAGGAACAAAUCUUCCAGCAGAUAGAUAUCAAUAAUGAAGCUGUGAUCCCUGAUUUUGUUGAGAAAUGCGGAAGAAUUCUGAGGAAAUCUCUGGUAAGUCAGGAAGAUGAGGCAGAAUCUGAGGAAGUUUCAGGAGAAGAAGAGUCAGACAAAGAGGAAGAGGUAGAAGAGGGACCUGAGGAAGAUGAGGAAGGAUCUGAAGAGGAGGAAACUCAGCAGGAAAUUGAAGAAAAAUCAGGAGAUGAGAACCAAUCUGGUCCCAAGUCUACGUUUGAGGAAGUGUCCAGAAAGCUCAAGGAUAAGAUUUCAGAGCUCGAGGAAGAAGCUAUUCAAGGCAGGUCAUGGCAGAUGAAGGGAGAAAUUACAGGAUCAAAACGAGAGAAAAAUAAUCUCUUGGAGGAAGUUCUGGAAUUCGACUUGGGAGCACGGCCGCAGCCACAAAUCACAGAAAAGACGUCCAAGAGCCUGGAGGACAUUAUCCUCCAAAGAAUCCAGUCAAAGUGCUAUGACAAUGUCGUCCGGAAGGUCCGGAUGGAAGAUACCACAAAAUUCUCGAAGGAAUUGGUUCUGGAUCACAACAAAAGUUCAGUUCCCUUGAGUGAAUUGUACGAGAAAUCCUAUCUGAAGCAGGUUUCUGGAGGAGCGGAAGCUGAGGAGGAGGACAAACAAGCUCCAGUUAAAAAGGAAAUCACCAAGAUGCUGAAUUCCUUAUUUUCCAAGCUCGAUGCCCUCUCCAGCUUCUACCAUACGCUCAAUCGCGAUGGAAAGGAGCUGAAGAUUGUGUCCAAUGAUCCUGUGGCAGCGGAGGAUUGCCUGGUUCCAGAAUCUGCCAAUGAUGCCCAGCUAAUGGCUCCUCCCGAAGAAACUGCAGAUACCAAGAGGAAAAAGAAGAGAAAAGUAUUCAAGAAACCCAACACAGAGACCGGAAAGUUCCAGAGAUUGAAGGAAGACAAGCUGAAGAAGCGAAAAAUCACAGAUUUGGUUCCCCUGGAAGAUGCCCUGAGAGCCGGCAAGAAGAAGAAGUUUAAGUAGUUUAUUUUUUUAUUUCAAAUAAAUAACAAAGAAAAAUCGUACAAAAA